GUUGGCAUAUACUCACUCGUGACAGGUAAACAAAGUGAAUACAAGAUGUUGGUAGUUCUGUGUUUAGCAGCAACGGCUCAGCUGACACACGGAGCAGGGAGCGCGCCUCUCAACCUUAAUGUCAGCCUUAUCAGCUACUUAAGUGGAGGGUCCUCGUCCAGCAUCAACACAGCCCUUUCCACCGCCGUUGAUUCUCAGGGGAGAGUGUAUGUUGCCGGAAGUGGGCCAUUUAACUUUGGUGCGCAUGCGCAGGGAUCAGGAGACGGAUAUGUAUUAAGGCUGAAGAAUACCGAGUCCUCUGUUGACGGGGUAUGGAGAUUCAGCUCAGAGGUAACUGGUAUCAGAGUCAGAGAUGUGGCUGGUACUCCUAGAAUUCUCAUCCAGGGAGAUUUUGGUAUUACAGUCCUCGACCAGAACUUCAAACAGGUCUGGAAUGUUGCUCACGGCUGCUCCGGAACCAAGUGCAAGAGCGACAUCGCCACCGACGGUACUGUGUCCAUGCUGUUGACGUCAGGGCAUCUCUUCCAUUACGACGCCAGUGGUAAACUUCUUGGUGACAAACAGCUAGGAAAGAAUCACUACACUGACACCGCCAUAGAUCCAUACAGGAAAAUGGUUAUCUACAGCUAUUUCUUCCAAAGUUACCCACAUCACAUCCCGGUGCAAGUCCCGUGCCUUUUAGCAAUGGAUUAUUUGCUGUCAAAAGUGAUCUGGACGGAUUACUGUGUUGGAGGCAUCGAGGACUAUGACACACAGAACAUGGCCGACAGUCGCAUCCAACACAUCUACUACAACGACAAUGACAAGAAACUUUACUUUGCUGGUUAUACCGACGGCGGCAACUCCAUCUUCAGAUACGACACCGAGGAUAUCCAAAACAACCACGGCAGCCUCCAUGGAUUAACGAUUAUGCCAUCGCACCAGAGGCCGACGUAUGACAAGUACGUGAAUACCUACAACAUGCACGGUGCCACCUCGAUAUCGGUAGGGGGAAGAAUCGAUACUGAUCGCGGACAGGUGGAGGAGGUGCAGUUCUAUAUUGCCAGGCUAAGCAGCGGCGCCGGCAACAGUGUGAAGAGCAUUGAGAUCGCUGCUGGUGUCAACAGUGUGAUGUUUAUGGCGCAGUCCUCCGUGGCUUCCAUUGACAACAGAAAUGACUUGAAAAUCAACAACAUGACUGUGGGUGGUUAUGGCGGCUCGGAUGCAGUAUUACUGGCUGUUCCAAGUAAUUUCAGUGAGCGCCUGGCGUGGCAUACGUUUGCUAAGACCAGUGGGCAUGCCAACGCUGUCACGGUUUCUGUCAAUGGUUACAAUGGAAAAAACAGGGUAGCAUUCAUUGCAUCCUCUCAGGAGGUGGAUUUCUUCGAAGUGAAGCCGAUUUCUGGCACCAAAAGAGCAAGUGCUAAGGAUACACAGUACGUUCUGGUAAUUUUGGAUAUGUAGGCAUCGUCUAUGUCUAAACAUAUUUGAAAAUGUAUUUAAUAACAAUAAAGGAGACGACAACGUGA
Haliotis rubra (blacklip abalone) is the source of this 1508-nucleotide messenger RNA. RefSeq lists its product as uncharacterized. The record is from RefSeq and is a predicted model, not a curated record. The transcript is spliced from 12 exons. Lineage: Eukaryota; Metazoa; Mollusca; Gastropoda; Lepetellida; Haliotidae. Bases 46 to 1443 code for a protein of 465 amino acids.